Symbiodinium sp. CCMP2456 is the source of this 2680-nucleotide messenger RNA. NCBI's taxonomy places the organism in Eukaryota, Dinophyceae, Suessiales, Symbiodiniaceae. The record is from the annotation of a GenBank genome assembly.
GCGUUCGCUGGUUGAAGGGCAGGAGCUCUCCUCCUUUCAGCAGCAGGCGGUCGUCUGGACACCGGACAGCGUCAGGCAGGCCCUGGACAAUGUCGUCAAGCAGAACUGCUGCUGGGGAAAGAAGCCCGUGGAGGAGAUGGAGAUCAAAAGCAUGAUUCAGUCAGACCUCUGGUACAUAAAGAUGAUAUCCUUCACAGAGGCACGCUCCACUGAAAAGAAGUCGGGGCCCUACAAGGGUGGGGAUGUGGACAAGGACGGCACGCCACCUGGCGAGUGGAGCAUGGACGUCCCGCAGCCGGAGCAUUUCGAGUCUUCCACGAAGCGCUACAAGGUACCAUACUCCGAAGUGCUGACCCAGUGCCAGAAAUGCGGCGGCCGCGGCAACACAACCUGCAAGCUAUGUGAUGGAUACGGAUGGAUUUGGUGCAAGAAGUGCAACGGCAAGAGAUGGCUCUGGUGCUCUAAGUGUGAAAAGAAAGGCACUGCUGGCAAGGGCCGAGGCUCUACAAGUGGCGGCGACGGUGAGAAAGGCGCAGGGAAGAACAGUUCCAAAGGACAUGACGAAAAGGGCGGUGGCAAGGAUAGCUCCAAGGGGCACGAUGAUGACAAGGGCUACGGAAAAGGCGGCACCGACUACGAGGAUAAAGGCAAGGGUAGGGGCUCCAUGGACGGCUCGAAAGGGGCAGAGAAAGGCAAAGGAAAAGACACCUACAAAGGUUAUGACGACAAGGGGGAUGGAAAAGGCAAAAGUGGCUAUGAAGACUCCGGCAAGGGUAGGGGCUCCAUGGAGAAAGGCGCAGGGAAGAACAGUUCCAAAGGACAUGACGAAAAGGGCGGUGGCAAGGAUAGCUCCAAGGGGCACGAUGAUGACAAGGGCCACGGAAAAGGCGGCACCGACUACGAGGAUAAAGGCAAGGGUAGGGGCUCCAUGGACGGCUCGAAAGGGGCAGAGAAGGGCAGUGGGAAGGAUAGUUCCAAGGGGCAUGGGAAGGACAACUCCUCUAGCUCAAGCUCGAGCGACGCUGAGGAAGAGGAAGAGUGCGGCGUCUGCAAGAACUCCGGCUGGUACUGGUGCAAACCUUGCGACAGCAAGGGCUGGAAGCAUUGCCAGAAGUGCAAGCAAAGUGGCAGAGUCACCUGCGAAGACUGCGAAGGUUGCGGGAUGCUCUUAAGCUACUCCGAGCUUGUCGUGGUGCACAGCAAUCAUAAAUGGGAGAAGAAGUGGAGUGCAGCAGAGUCACCGGUGACAGUCCAGGAGCUGCGUGAGUCAUCUGGCCGGGUGAUGUGUUUUCAAGCCAAGUGGGUGGAGGAGGAGUUUCACCGGGCCAACGUAGCUCCGGAUCCGCCGUCGAACGUCCCAUGGCAGCUGGCAGUACUCGCUGAGCCCCUCUGCACGGUGCACAAGGCAGUGCGGCUGGCAAAACUUCCUGCCGACGCUGCCGGUUGCCGGGUGGUGGUGGUCGGCGAUGGGGCGGUGGGUCUCCUGCUGUUGCAGGUGCUGCGUGCCAAAGGCGCCUGGGUGGCCGUUGUGGGAGGCACGUCCUCGCGGCGGCGCCGCGCUGCGGCGCUGGGUGCGGACAUGGUGCUGAAUGCGUCAGAUGGCCCCGUGUCCUUGGCGGAGUCCCUGGCCAGCAAGGACCCCGGGGCGGAGCUUCCUUCCCUGGCGUUCGAGGCAGCCGGUCAUCCUGCAGCUGUGUCCUCUGCCGUACGCCUUGUUGCGCCCGGCGGUCGCGUGAUUCUUCUGGGGCUAUCUGGAAACCAGCUCGCCGAAAUCUGCACCGACGAAGUCGUCCUUCGACAGCUGACGAUCCAAGGCUCGCUGUCUUCUGAUCCAGAGGACUGGCCCGCCGUGCAAGAGCUGCUGUCCCGGGGUCAGCUGGAAAGCGUCGUGACGCACGUGAUGCAGGGCCUGGAGAACUACACCGAGGCGAUCGAAAAAGUCCGAUGUCCACCCGAAGGGAUGAUCAAAGUCAUCGUCGAGCCUGAAGGGAAGACUGACAAGCGACGGCGGACAGCGCCUAUGCCGAUGGGCGGCCAGCUUGGGGCCCAGGGCCAGGGAGACCCAGAGAUGAAGUUUGCAGCGACGGGACCAAGAACGUACCGGAUGGCCGAAGAAGUCAAAGGGACGCGUUUUGCAGUGCAUGUGAACGGAAAAGGCUGUUCCAGCCUGGAUUCGUGGCAUGAGCCACUCCGUGCAGCAGCUGUUCUUCUCAAGAAUGAGAGGUUAUCCCUGGUCUUGCCGAAAUCUGGCGGGUCCCACUUCAUGUGUGGCACCUUUGCUGCACCAAGAUGCCCCCGAUACGUGGCCCUCGUUACCAUCCUCGGCUUGCUCUACCUCGUCGCCGAGAGCCCAGGACAAUCAGAGGAAUUGGGUGCCGAUAUGACCCGGCUGAUUGUCCUCACCGACCGACGAUCCCUCGUUGUUGGCUGGGUCCCUCUGGACCAUGGCACACGCGGCGGACGCCCUGACCUUGAGGCCGGCGAGGGCAUGGUCACCCUCCGGGUCCCGCUUCAUAAGACGGCGACCGGGGGAGGGGUCGAGAUGACCUUUCGGCAGCUUCGGUGCGCCUGUCGGGCGGCGUCUGCCCCGCUGUGCCCUUACCACGCGGCGCUCCGGCACAUCGCUCGGCUGAAGGCGGCCGGCGUUUGGUUCCGGGAUCGGCCCUUAUUCCAGGUUUGA